AUGGAAUCAGACAGUAGCCCUAUUGGUGUUGAUAUGGAAAAUUUGGACAAUGAGAUUGAAGAAGAAUCUCAUAUUAGCCCUUGUAAGAAAAGGGUUAAAUCAACAACAUCGGAUGGUUGGAUAUUGAAGUCUCAACAAAUAGAUCAAAGGGUAGUUCGUGAGAUGGGUGUUGCUUUGAUCAUUGAGCUGGGUUUGCCCUUUAACUUUUUUGAGUUGAAGGGGAUUAGGAGAUGGGUAAAUUACCUGAAUCCUGAUGCUAUUCUUAUUUCUAGAAAUAUGAUUGUGGCCGAUGUCUUAAAUAUUUACAAGAAAGAGAAGGAGAAGCUUAAACAAAUAAUGGCUAGCAUUCCUACUAGAAUAUGCUUAACUUUUGAUUUUUGGACAUCUUGUCCUAACCCUGGUUAUAUAUGUUUGACUGCUCAUUUUGUUGACACAAAUUGGAAGUUAAAUAGCAAAAUUCUCAAUUUUUGCAUACCUCCUCUUGAUCCUGACUUUGAGUUGUCUCAAAUGUUACUUGAUAUUUUGAAGGAUUGGGAAAUAGAGAAGAAGAUUCUUUCUAUUACCUUGGAUGAUUCAUCUCCCGAAGACAAUAUGCCAGAAACUUUAAAAAAUCAACUUGCUUCGGAAAAUUGGUUGUUAUGUGAUGGAGAGUUUUUUCCUAUCACGUUUUUUCAUGUGCAUUGUUUUGCACACAUUUUGGAUUUGAUUGUUCGAGAAGGGCUGGAAGUAGCUGGCGAUGUUGUGCAUAAAAUAAGAGAGAGUGUCCAUUAUUUGAGGAAUUCAGAGAGUAGAUUGACAAAAUUUAAAGAAUGCAUUGAACAAAUUGAUGGUGUUGACACUUCAACAAUUGGCUUGCGUAUAGAUAUUCCUACUAGAUGGAAUACUACUUAUUUGAUGCUUAAAAGUGCUCUCAAAUACCAAAAUGUAUUUGCAAGUCUCCAAUUGAUUGAUAAAAGUUAUGAAUAUUGUCCUUCGUUAGUAGAGUGGAAAAGAGGUGAAAAAAUUUGUGAAUUAUUGCUACCAUUUUAUUAUAUUACCAACUUGAUUUGUGGCACAUCCUAUCCUACUUCCAAUUGGUAUUUUUUGCUGGUUUGGAAAAUUCAAUGUGUUUUAAAUGAUACUUUAAGUGAUGAAGAUGAAGUUAUAAAAAGCAUGGCUGAAAGGAUGGUAGUAAAGUUUGAAAAAUAUUGGGAUGAGUAUAGUGUUGUGCUUGCACUAGGAGCUGUUCUUGAUCCACGGAUGAAGCUUUCUUCAUUGGCUUAUUGCUUCUCAAAAGUUAAUUCAGCUGCUUCUGACCAAACGCUUGAACAUAUAAGGAGAAAGUUGUACAUGCUCUUUGAGAAGUAUUCAGGUAACAAUUCUUCCAAUUCCAAUGUUCAAAGUGCUGUUCCAACUCAAUCUUCAAGCAUACAAAAGAAAUUCAAGGAAAUAAGUGAAGGAAUAUUCCAGGAAUUCAAAAUGCACCAUCAGCAGCUUGCAACUAAAAGCGGAAGGUCUCAACUUGAUGUUUAUUUGGAUGAACCAAAUUUGAAUUUUGAUUAUCAUGAAAAUUUGGAUGUAUUGCAAUGGUGGAAGGAUAAUAAUUAUCGCUUUCCAGAUCUAUCAUUAAUGGCUCGAGACUUGUUAAGCAUUCCCAUUAUAAGAGUGGGUUCUGAAUCUACAUUUAGCAUUGGUGCACGUGUCUUUAACAAAUAUAAAUGUCGUCGCAUGACAAAAAAUAUCCAAGCUUCUAUUUGUGCUCGCAACUGGCUGCAUGGUUUUGUUAACCUAGAUGAUGAUGAUGAAGAGGAUGAAAUUUUAAGUGUGGAAUAUCUUUCAAAGGAAGCAUCCAAUAUCCUCGAUGAGGAGGAGGAUUGACUUAUUUGUUUAUAAAUUUAGUUUUUCUGAUGGACUUAGUGUUGUUUGUUUUGUAAUUAUGGUUGUAAUUCCAUGACUAAU
Messenger RNA from Gastrolobium bilobum, 1938 nucleotides. RefSeq names its product zinc finger BED domain-containing protein RICESLEEPER 2-like. NCBI's taxonomy places the organism in Eukaryota, Viridiplantae, Streptophyta, Magnoliopsida, Fabales, Fabaceae. The transcript has 4 exons. Bases 1 to 1857 code for a protein of 618 amino acids. The record is from RefSeq and is a predicted model, not a curated record. Gene Ontology annotation, molecular function: DNA binding; protein dimerization activity.